Molecule: messenger RNA, 1581 nt
Organism: Aspergillus alliaceus
Lineage: Eukaryota; Fungi; Ascomycota; Eurotiomycetes; Eurotiales; Aspergillaceae
Product: threonine--tRNA ligase MST1
Exons: 1
Coding region: 1-1581 (526 amino acids)
Biological process (GO): threonyl-tRNA aminoacylation
Cellular component (GO): cytoplasm
Molecular function (GO): threonine-tRNA ligase activity; ATP binding
Source: RefSeq, a predicted model, not a curated record
AUGCGUCAAUUAAACCCUCUGCUACGGCAGACCUUGCUUCUACGGAAAUCAUGUCCCACGACACGCUACAAUCUCCGACCACUGCGCUUGCAAUGGCUGUCGUCCACGUCGACUCGUCUCUGUUCCUGCUCCGAGCCGCAACCAGAACAACCAGCUUCUCCCUCCUCUUCUCCAUCCGCUGACUACCGCGCAUUGGGAACCGCGCAAGACCUUUUCACUACCUCUAUCUACAGCCCUGGAUCGCCUCUCUUUCUCCCCAAUGGCACUCAUGUCAUCAACAAACUCGUUUCCUUCCUCCGCACGCAGUACCUCCAGUACGGUUUCCGCGAAGUCCUAACCCCAACUAUUUACAAACGUUCCUUAUGGGAGUUGUCGGGACACUGGCAAAACUAUAAAGAUGAUAUGUACGAAGUACGAGGUCGAGGUGCGACAGGGGACACCGACGGGGAGGCAGGAGAGGAUGAAUCGUACGGAUUGAAACCGAUGAACUGUCCUGGCCAUUGCUUGCUAUUCAAGUCGCAAAACCAUUCUUAUCGCGAACUCCCCAUCCGCUACGCCGAUUUCAGCCCGCUUCACCGCAACGAGGUUUCCGGUUCACUAAGCGGGUUGACUCGGGUCCGGCGGUUCCACCAAGAUGAUGGUCACAUUUUCUGCCGACCGCAACAGAUCAAGAGCGAGAUUGCGUCCGCACUUGGGUUCGUGGAUAUGGUUAUGAAUACAUUCGGGCUAGGACCGUAUCGACUUGUACUUUCUACGCGACCGGAGAAGGACUUUAUCGGAAGUUUGGAGUUGUGGGACAGCGCCGAAUCCCAGCUACGCGGGGCUCUCGACAGCAGUGGGAGAGAAUGGGCAAUCAAUGAGGGCGACGGUGCGUUUUAUGGCCCUAAGAUUGACAUCCAACUUCAGGAUCAAGCCGGGAAAUACCACCAGCUCUCUACCAUCCAGCUGGACAUGAACCUGCCGCAGCGCUUUGGGUUGGAGUAUCAGGUGGCCGAGGGAGAGGAGGAUUACAAUCCAGCAACCCCGGGAAGGGCAACUCCCGUGAUGGUUCACCGGGCGAACUUCGGUUCUAUAGAGCGAUUCCUGGCGCUACUCAUCGAACAAUAUGCCGGUCGCUGGCCAUUCUGGCUGUCUCCGCGGCAAGGAAUUAUCCUGACGGUUAACCAAGAUGAAAAGGUUGUGCAGACGGCACAUGAAGCUGCGGCGAAGAUAUCUGGAUUCCGUGCGCUCGAGCCUGGUCAGGACAAUAACAGCACGCCGCGGCCCCUCUCUUCCGUUGACUCGACCUUCUUGAUCGAUGUUGACGAUAGCCCCCAGACGCUCGGGAAGAAAAUCCAGAGGGCCAAACAGAUGAAGUAUAAUUUUAUCUUCAUUGUUGGUCGGAAGGAUGUUGCUGAAUCGCGUGUCACCGCUGAUAUCACCGGCCAAUUGCAGAGCAAGCCGGAUGGGAAUGCACAGAAGCUGCAGGAGGUACUGGUGAGUCGACUGGGCGAGAAGGCCGUUCAGAACCCCCGUGCGGUACCGUUGAGGGUUGACGAGGUGCACGAGAUCUUGGUGCAAUUGGAGCAGAAGUUUGUAUAA